This is a messenger RNA of Dicentrarchus labrax (European seabass), 1321 nucleotides long. Its product is annotated as GTPase IMAP family member 9. Lineage: Eukaryota; Metazoa; Chordata; Actinopteri; Moronidae. The record is from RefSeq and is a predicted model, not a curated record. Gene Ontology annotation, molecular function: GTP binding. Bases 1 to 1047 code for a protein of 348 amino acids. The transcript is spliced from 2 exons.
AUGGAUAAGAGGAAGAAAGGAUCUACCACAGAAUUAAGGCUUAUGGUGGUCGGUAGCCGUGGGCCUUCACAGUUCCAGUUAACGAAUGCCAUACUUGGGAGAGAGGAGUUUUCUAAGGAUAUCACAAGCAUUUCUGACAGCAGAAAGAAUAUUGGAGAGCUGGCAGGAAGACGAGUGGCUGUGAUCAAUGGACCAAACAUCUAUUACAAGGAUAUAUCUCAACCGAAAAGGAAGAUGGAGCUGAGAAGGUCUAAGUGCUUAUGUAUUCCUGGUCCACAUGCCUUUCUUGUUGCUCUUGACAUGGAUAAAGUCUCCCCAGAUGACAUGAGAGCUCACAAACUGAUAAGAAAACUCUAUGGAAGACACUGUCUAAGGCACUGCAUGGUCCUCCUGGCAUAUGAAGGAAAUAUGGAGGAAGCUGCCCUGGAAAACAGGGUGCAGAAGACUGACUGGCACCUGAGAGAGCUGAUUGAGAAGUACGGUGGGCGCUUUCAUGUUUUCAGCAAGAACUGGAGAGAUCGCAGCCGGGACCGAGAGCUGCUACAAAAGAUAGAACGGAUGGUGGCAUCCUUAGGAGGGGGCUACUUCUCCAGCAGAAGUUUCCAGAAGGCAGAGGACAGCGUGAAGAGGGAGGAAAAGAAGCUUCGGAAGAAGAGGGCAGCAGAGAUAGAGAAGGCAUGGACUGAUGUGGAAAAGCAAUACAUAGCGGAGGAGGAGCUGUAUCACCAGAAGGAUGCCUCCACCACCAGUGUCGGUGCAGAGAUCAGAGCCAAGGCGGAGAUGGACAAUGGAUGGCUCAGAACGUCCCUGGCCAGAGGACUUGGGACUGGUCUUGUUGUGGGAGCUGUCGUGGGUGCACUGUUUGGGUCCAUAGAGGGACCAGGUGGGAUGGUUCUUUAUGGGAUCAUAGGUGGUGCAGUAGGUGGAUCGGCAGGAGGAACAGCCCAGGUAGCUAUAAAGCAUAUGGAGAACAGAGUGGCGCCUCCUGCCAGACUCAACUUUAACUCAAUUUUCAUCAAUCGCUUUUUUGCAACUCCACGUCCAUAACAGCAUGGUAUUGACUUAGGACCUGUUUUUCAGGAAUAAAGGGAUCAUGUGCAUUUAAAUGUAUCUGUUGCUUUUGUAGCUUUCAGGCUGACUUGAUACCAAAUUAGAUAAGGAAAUGUGCAACCCCCUUUAGGUUGAAACACAAGCUUCACUGAUUCUACACUAUGCUUGGGUUUUGGAACAGAACUGCUUAAGAGGAUUACUAAUGUUCAAAAACAGUAAAUCUCAUGAUAAGUGUCAUGGCUGUAAAACAGUAUUUUGAAUAAACCAAGUU